Messenger RNA from Camarhynchus parvulus, 3502 nucleotides. It is a transcript of the gene VPS54, whose product is annotated as VPS54 subunit of GARP complex. Gene Ontology annotation, cellular component: GARP complex. Gene Ontology annotation, molecular function: syntaxin binding. The transcript has 24 exons. Gene Ontology annotation, biological process: Golgi to vacuole transport; retrograde transport, endosome to Golgi. The record is from RefSeq and is a predicted model, not a curated record. Lineage: Eukaryota; Metazoa; Chordata; Aves; Passeriformes; Thraupidae. The coding region runs from base 225 to 3155 and encodes 976 amino acids.
GGCCUGGUUCCUCCCGCCGCCGCCCGGGCCCUUCCUGCGCCGCCCUGCGCGGGGGCACCGACGUGUCGCGGCGGAGGAGCCGCGCUAGGCCGCGCAUCCCGCCCGGCGCCUCAGGUCCCCGGCAGCAUUCCCGACCAUGCCACGGGGAGAGAUAUGACGACGGCCUCCGGGAGAUACUCCUGGCGUGUUCUCCAUAAGCUUUUAUCAAGUGGUGAUUUUAUGCAAUGGCAUCAAGCCACAGUUCCUCACCAGUGCCUCAGUCGAACAGCAGCGAUGCUUUCUUUAAAAAAGAAGUGGACGCCACGAAACGCUUUCGCCCUGUGCAGUCCCUGCCGGACGUGUGUCCCAAGGAACCCACAGGCAAUCCCAAUAGCUUACAUGACAGCCCAUCUCUAGUUGUGGAUCAGCAAAGAUGGACUAUUUAUCAUUCCAAAGUCAAUCUCCCAGCAGCACUAAAUGAUCCUAGGUUAGCAAAAAGGGAAUCUGAUUUCUUUACAAAAACAUGGGGAGUGGACUUUGUGGACACUGAAGUCACGCCUUCAUUCUACCUCCCACAGAUCACCAAGGAACAUUUUGCAUUAUACCAACAGGAAAUCACUCCGAGAGAGAAGGUUCAUGAAAGGUGCAAGAAUAUUUGUACUCCUAAAGAUACCUUUGACAGGACACUAUUACACACUCACGAUAAAUCCAGGACAGAUCUGGAACAAGUACCUAAGAUUUUUAUGAAACCAGAUUUUGCCUUGGAAGAUUCCUUAACAUUUAAUGCCGUUUUACCAUGGUCUCAUUUUAGUACCGCUGGUGGAAAAGGAAAUCGUGAUGCAGCUUCCUCCAAGUUACUUCAAGAAAAGCUGAGCCAUUAUCUGGACAUUGUGGAAGUCAAUAUUGCUCAUCAGAUUUCUCUCCGUUCAGAAGCAUUUUUUCAUGCAAUGACCUCUCAGCAUGAGUUGCAGGACUACCUCAGGAAAACCUCCCAGGCUGUAAAAUUGCUUAGAGAGAAAAUCUCUAAAAUUGAUAAAGUAAUGUGUGAAGGAUCGCUUCGAGUUUUAAGACUGUCACUCACCAGAAAUAACUGUAUAAAAGCAUACAAUAAACUGAAGUUAAUGGCUACUGUACACCAAACACAGCCCACAGUACAGUUGCUGCUCUCCACUUCAGAGUAUGUUGGAGCUUUGGACUUAAUAGCAACAACACAAGAGGUGUUACAGCAAGAGCUUCAAGGUAUUCACAGUUUCCGGCAUCUUGGCUCACAGCUUUGUGAACUGGAAAAGCUGAUAGAUAAAAUGAUGAUUGCAGAGUUUUCAACUUAUGCUCGCAAUGAUUUAAAUAGACCCCUAGAAGAUGAUUGCCAAAUUCUAGAAGAGGAGAGACUUGUAUCUCUAGUAUUUGGACUUCUGAAACAAAGGAAGCUAAAUUUUUAUGAAAUAUAUGGAGAUGAAAUGAUUAAUACUGCAAAGAAUAUAAUUAAACAGUGUGUGGUUAAUACGGUAUCGCAGAUAGAAGAAAUAGACACAGAAGUGGUUGUUAAGCUUGCAGACCAGAUGAGGAUGAUGAAUUUUCCUCAGUGGUUUGAUUUACUGAAGAAUAUUUUUUCAAAAUUCACUAUCUUCCUCAAGAGAGUAAAGGCAACGUUAAAUACUAUCCGUAGCGUGGUUUUCUUGGUUCUAGACAAGAACCAAAAAACCAGAGACCUGGAGGACACGUUACAGAAGAACUCUGCUAAGGAGAGCCUGGUGGACAGCGAGGUGGCCUACCUGACCCACGAGGGGAUGUUCAUCAGUGAUGCCUUCGGUGACGGGGAGCUCCCGGCUGGAGCAGCCGACUCUGCCUCCCAGAGGAACACCUCCCCCAACAGCGAGCCCUGCAGCAGUGACUCCGUCUCGGAGCCCGAGUGCACCACCGACUCCUCGUCCAGCAAGGAGCACACGUCCUCCUCUGUCACUCCAGGAGGAGUGGAGAUGAUGAUCGGUGAGGACAUGAAACUGACUGACCUGGAGCUGGUCAGGCUGGCAAACAAUAUCCAGGAGUUACUUUAUAAUGCCUCUGAUAUCUGCCACGAUCGCUCAGUCAAGUUCCUCAUGGCAAGAGCAAAGGAUGGCUUCCUAGAGAAGCUGAAUUCCAAUGAGUUUGUUACUCUUUCUCGCUUGAUGGAAGGCUUUAUCUUGGAUACUGAGCAGAUCUGUGGCAGGAAAAGCAUGUCCUUGAGAGGAGCUCUUCAGAGUCAAGCCAAUAGAUUUGUGAAUAGGUUUCACGAGGAGAGGAAGACAAAACUAAGCCUGCUUUUGGACAAUGAGCGCUGGAAACAAGCUGAAGUUCCUGCCGAGUUCCAGGACCUCGUUGAUUCAGUGUCAGAUGGCAGAAUUUUUCUCCCUGAAAAAAAACCAACAGCUACUGAAGAAAGAAAGCCAGCUGAAUUCCUUAUUGUUGAAGGACAAAAAUAUGCAACAGUUGGGACAGUAUUGCUGCUAAUAAGAAUAAUCCUGGAGUACUGCCAGUGUGUGGAUAACAUUCCUUCCAUCACCACUGACAUGCUGACCCGCCUGUCCGAUUUACUGAAGUAUUUCAACUCUAGAAGUUGCCAAUUAGUGCUUGGAGCUGGUGCAUUACAAGUUGUUGGCUUGAAAACAAUCACUACAAAAAACCUAGCCCUUUCUUCACGUUGCCUCCAGCUCAUCGUACACUACAUUCCCAUUAUCAGGGCUCACUUUGAAGCUCGGCUGCAGCCAAAGCAGUUCAGCAUGCUCAGGCAUUUUGACCACAUCACAAAGGAUUAUCACGACCACAUAGCUGAAAUUUCAGCAAAGCUCGUUGCCAUAAUGGAUAGCUUAUUUGACAAACUAUUAUCCAAGUAUGAAGUGAAAGCCCCUGUUCCUUCAGCAUGCUUCAGGAAUAUCUGCAAGCAAAUGGCAAAGAUGCAUGAAGCUAUAUAUGAUCUCCUUCCUGAGGAGCAAACUCAGAUGUUGUUUUUACGAAUUAACGCAAGCUACAAACUCCACCUGAAGAGGCAGCUGGCCCACCUCAAUGUGGUCAAUGAUGGAGGACCUCUGAACGGGCUGGUUACUUCAGAUGUGGCUUUUUACACUGGAAACCUUCAAGCUCUGAAAGGCCUUAACAACUUAGACCUAAACAUGGCUGAAAUCUGGGAGCAGAAGAGGUGAUAAUCCAUUGGGAGCAGUCACUUGGCUCUGACAACAGACUGACUCUUCUAAGCAGUGUGACGACGGUGAGGUGAAUACUUGAGCCCAGAGCCCAGAAAGGGCAGGAUUGAGAGUCGGGGGAGCUUAGACUCAGAGGGAGCUGCAGGGAAAGAUCCUUCCAGUGUCCUUCAGCAAGAAACAAGUGAUCAGCUGUCUGUGCAAUGUUUUUUCAUUCUCUCUGGAAACAGACUCAGGUUUCUUUGGACCAAAUCCAAAAGAACACAUAGCUGUAACACAGCUGUAGUUGUCUAGAAUGCUCUGUAUAUCUUUAUAUUAAAAAGAUGCUUUGCAUUUCUUCUAGUGCAAUG